Molecule: messenger RNA, 1366 nt
Organism: Boleophthalmus pectinirostris (great blue-spotted mudskipper)
Lineage: Eukaryota; Metazoa; Chordata; Actinopteri; Gobiiformes; Gobiidae
Product: kinesin light chain 3-like
Exons: 6
Coding region: 1-738 (245 amino acids)
Biological process (GO): axo-dendritic transport
Cellular component (GO): membrane-bounded organelle; cytoplasm; kinesin complex
Molecular function (GO): kinesin binding
Source: RefSeq, a predicted model, not a curated record
AUGGCCCUAGUCAGGAGGACCAGUAGAGCCACAUUUUGGAUGAAUCUACAAACUCACUGCAACAUCUGUGUACAGGUUGCAGCCACACUCAACAACCUGGCCGUGCUGUAUGGAAAACGUGGCAAAUACAGAGAAGCUGAGCCUCUGUGUAAGAGAGCUCUGGAGAUCCGUGAGAAGGUGCUGGGGGCAGAUCAUCCAGAUGUGGCCAAGCAGCUCAACAACCUGGCCCUGCUAUGUCAGAACCAGGGCAAGUACGCUGAGGUGGAACAGUACUACCAGCGCGCCCUCCACAUCUACCAGAGCCACAGGGACCCCAAUGACAGCAAUGUGGCCAAGACCAAGAACAACCUGGCCUCGUGUUACCUCAAACAGGGCAAAUACCGGCAGGCUGAGGCACUCUACAAAGAGAUCCUGAGCCACGCCCACGCCAAGGAGGGCUCCACUGUGGAAGGUGAGGCCCCCCCCUGCUGGUCCGGUGGUCCCGAAGGAAUGAGGCGCAGCGGCUCCUUCACCAAACUGCGUGAGUCCCUGAGACGCAGCAGUGAAAAACUGGUGCGCAAGCUAAAGGGUGGGGCCAAUAAAGAGCCACACCCCCACAGUGCUGGGAUGAAGAGGGCCAGGUCCCUGAAUGUGCUAAGUGUGGAGACGGGGGACCAGAAGCAGCGCUGGAGCACAGCAGACGGGAUGGGCUCCAAUACACAUGGGACCAGGCGCGGCUCCUACAGUGGGACCAACUAACCCUGGAUCCUAGGUCCAGUCCUACAGUGGGACCAACUAACCCUGGGUCCCAGGCCCCUGUACCUGGACUGAACUGUGAGUGUGGUACAGGCUUUACCAUGUUGUUUAACCUUCAUUUGGGUCUGAAGAAGUUUGGCCUCUAUGCACAGUAGCAGAGGAGAGCUGUGUCAGUGAUUCCACAUAUGACCACACCUUCUUGACCACAGCGCACCUGGUUUACAGAAUUUGUUUACCUGUAUUUACUUCCACAUCGCCUUUUCCCUGUGUAUUCUGGCUGGCUCCUUUACCUUUUAUGGUCACAAAGGGAUCACAGCCCCCCCAUGAUCUCGUGUAGACACAGAGCUGAUGAACAUUCCCUGGACAUCAGAUGUGAAAUCUGAUUUUAUCAGAUUAUUUAGGGAUUAUUUUAGGGAUCUUGUUUGCACUUGCACUGGACUGUUACAGUUUUUAAUUGUAUUUAUUCAUACUAGAAGGAGGCGGGUAAACCUCUGUUACAUUUGUGUGAAUAACUUCUAAAAAAAUGUACUUGAGUACUGUUACAAAACUUGUGGUUCCUAUUUCCACUGUAAGUCUACAAGUGACAAAAGCUUUAUGUUAACAAUAUUUUCAUAUUGUAUUAGUUUGUCUC